AUGGCCAGAUUCACUCAGACUGAAACAAGAAGGCAGCAGCAUCCCCAGCAGCCCCAGCCCGCUCACUCCAGCCUGGUUUGCACCGGACCGGGGGCUCCGCCGACACAACCACUCCUCCUUAUCCCUCACCAGCACCAGCACCCUCAGAUCACAUUCCCCAAAUCCAUGAACGGGUCAGAACCCAUUUCAAUUCAUCCGGAGAGCGGCAACAUGAAAGACCAAGAUGCCAUUAAGCUGUUUAUCGGGCAGAUACCGCGGAACUUGGAAGAAAAAGACCUGAAACCCCUGUUUGAACAGUUUGGGAAAAUCCACGAACUGACAGUUCUCAAGGACCGAUACACCGGCAUGCACAAAGGUUGUGCAUUUCUCACCUACUGCGCCCGUGAGUCAGCCAUCAAGGCCCAGAACGCCCUCCAUGAACAGAAAACACUGCCAGGGAUGACUCGCCCCAUCCAGGUGAAACCAGCCGACAGCGAGAGUCGUGGAGAAGACAGGAAGUUGUUUGUGGGGAUGCUGAACAAACAACAGACCGAGGAGGAUGUUUACCGCCUCUUCGAACCCUAUGGAGUCAUCGAGGAGUGCACUGUCCUAAGAGGUCCUGACGGAAACAGUAAAGGUUGCGCCUUUGUUAAGUUCUCCACACACACCGAGGCUCAGUCAGCAAUCGGUGCCCUGCACGGCAGCCAGACCAUGCCAGGUGCUUCCUCGAGCUUGGUGGUCAAGUUUGCCGACACAGACAAGGAGCGCACUAUCAGACGCAUGCAGCAGAUGGUCGGGCAGUUUGGCAUCUUUAAUCCAGCCAUCGCCCUUCCCUUCAGCACGUACAGCUCCUACGCACAUGCGCUCAUGCAGCAGCAGGCCGCCAUCAUGGCAGCAAGUCAAGGAGGUUACCUCACGCCGAGCGUGGCUUUUCCCACCACACAGAUACACCAGAUGGGGGCGCUCAACAUCAACAGCCUCCCACCCACUCCCAUGACCCCGGUGUCGGGUGAGUUUCAUCAAGCCCUGGCAGGCCUCAGUUCUCCGCCAGCCAACAUCACCACCUCCGCUGUGCCCAGCAUCGUCACGCCCAUCGUCAACGGAUUCACCGGCAUCCCACAUCAGCCCAACGGCCACCCCGCCGUGGAGACCGUGUACACCAACGGCCUGCCGCCCUACUCCACCCAGAGCCCCACGGCUGCUGACACCCUCCAGCAAGCCUUCACCGGUGUACAGCAAUACACAGCAAUCUACCCAGCCACCACGCUGACUCCCAUUGGCCAAACACUGCCCCAACCACCCCAGGUCAUCCAGCAGCAGCAGCAGAGAGAAGGUGAGGGACCGGAGGGUUGUAAUUUGUUCAUCUACCACCUGCCACAGGAGUUUGGAGACAAUGAACUCAUGCAGAUGUUUUUGCCCUUCGGUACCGUCAUCUCUUCAAAGGUUUUUAUGGACCGGGCAACCAACCAGAGCAAGUGCUUUGGUUUUGUGAGCUUUGACAACCCUGCUAGUGCGCAGGCAGCUAUUCAGGCCAUGAACGGCUUUCAAAUCGGGAUGAAGAGGUUGAAAGUCCAGCUAAAGAGACCGAAGGAUGCCAGCCGCCCUUACUGACACAGCCUACCUUUAGUAUUCACUGCAGCAGCACAGGUUUUAGAGGACACAUGAAGAUAUCUUGGAGGAGAUGAACUUUUUUUCUUUGAAAGCAAAAUAUGUUUAAAAAAAAAAAAUCAACAUGUAAGGAGUUUUUUGGAGACAUAUCAGCAUUUACACAAGAAGACAUAGAUUAGGGCAGAAUUGUGAAGGAGGAGGCGUUUCACCGAGGGACGAGCGGUAACCGAUGGCACAGUGCGCGAACGGCGAGAAGAAAAAAAAUAAGUGGAAAGAGGUGUGAUGAGACUGAACAACAGAACUUUUUUUCUUGUUGAGACUUGAAUUGUUAAUUAAGCAACAAACUAACAAACAAAAAAGCAGCAACAACAAAUAGAUUUAUAUAUACAUAUUAUAUACACACACAUAUAUAUAUCUAUAAGGAAAGAGGCGCUUGUGGCUUUUACUGGACAAAUGAGGGUUAAAACUUGAAGAUUAAAAAAAACAGUGGAGAAAAGAAGCUAUUCUAUACAUCCACAAACAGACUUUCUUUCUCUUUCCCUCUUUCUCUUGUUCUCUCACCGUUUCUCUAAGCAAGCGCAGAGCUAUGACUCUUGGAGGUCACUGAGGUUUCCAUAAGCAACAGUAGAACUGCAAUUCUUUCAGCCCUAAGGGACCAAAGGACCAAACAUUUUUAUUGUUCUGAACAGUAAUAUAUAGUAUUAAUGACACUAAUACUACAAACUACUACUAAUACUAUUACAAGUUAAACUUAAGAAGAAAUACUAGCUUCAGGUUGAAAAAAAAAGAGCAAGGGUUUUCGAUUUCUUUUUCCUUUUACAUUUAUAGCUACUGGGUUUGAGAAUAUUAAAACAUAACAAAAAAUGUAUAAAAAAAAAAAAUUAAUGAUAAAGCUGUACUAUUUUAGCUGCGUAGAAUAUAUGGGUUAGACGUUGUUUCGGGCAUGUUCAGAUAUGUUCUUUUUUGCCACUUCAUCUGCAUCCCAGGAUUCAUCUCGGAAGUGGGAUCUUUCUGUGUUAUUGUGCCGCGAGGAGAGCAAAAGAGUCCUGCAGUGCCGAGAGAGAUGCACCUCCGCAUAGCAAAAAUUCAAGGAGCCACAGCUGAUUUGGCAAACCGAUACUGCCCUCUGCUCUUGUCAGCAUGCUGCGGUUCCAUAACUGAUCGUCAUUGCGAGUCAUUCCGUGUCAUCGUUAAAGGCCUUGAUAGUACAGAUAAUCUGACCAUAAAGCACUGUGGUAAAAGUGCCACCCGGGCUGAGAUGGUUAGGCAGCAGUAAAAGGGCACAGCAUCUGUAGCCGCUUAAUGGAACAUACAAAUGAGCCUGACAGCAGUUGUAAAAAUUUCCGCGGGUGCGUCAUGGUGGUCCCUGCCGGGUUGUGCCCUCUCCCACUGCCAAACUCCUCCAGCUGCUCUCUGCAGGCAAAGAGGAGACUCUCCCCCCUUUUUCCUCUCCCCUCCUUCACCUCCAAGUGCCAGGAUAUCUCUCUCUCUCUUUACAGAGGCCAUCAGUUCACCAUCAGGGGCCCCAAACCUAACCCCCAGCAUAAUUACGGUGAUAUUGAUCAGAUGGGGAGCAGCACCGCAGGGCAAGAGAUGCGCAGUCAAUUACACAUUGGCAUUUUGGAUGAAUUGACUGAGAGACAGAGUUCGGGUUUGGACAGGAAUCUUUUUCUCUCCUAUCAUGAAUAUUUUCACUUGCGAUCUGAUGGAAUCUGAGAGUGGCAUCACAUCCUAUUUCAAGGCACUUAAAAAAAAAAAAAAGUCUGAAAUUUCCUACAACAAGUUCUGUAUAUAGUGUUUAAAGUAGAUCAUACAAGUUCUUCAGUGAAGAGCAGCUGUAAUUUAAUUUUAUUUAUUUUUUUCCUGGGAAGGGUAUAAUAGCACAGUAAGAGCGCAUACACAGCGAGUGGCAGCAUGGCAUUACCAGCCUUAGGAGGUCAAAUUAAGAGCAAAAUGAUCCAUCAAUUAGACAGCAGCAGGCCUGUAAGUGUGGCUGCUACAGCUGCUGCUGCGUCAACAGGACGACAGCUUACCAUUAGCACUGGUCACACGUGGCUCCCGUACAGUGUGGUCGUGACACAUCACGCUGCAUAAGAGAUGAUAAAUUAACUAAACCAGUAUCAUCCAUCGUGACGUUUUCUGUACUGAGACACACACACUCCGUACAUCCGAGAUGAAAUCGCUUUCAUGUUUGCUUGCUUUGGCAGAUUCACCUUUUCUUUUCUUUUUUUUUUCCAAUGAGUUGUUUUUGUUAAUUAGACUUUUUUUUUUUCUCAAAAUGCCAUCCAUUUGUUGACUCAGUUUGCUCUCUGAAGCAUCUUGCCCCUCAGGACUCUGUGAGACUGCAGCACACUCAUCGACGCACUAAGGUUUAGACACAUCAGUGCUCCAGACAUGGAAUCACGACGCCUGUCCUGUCCACUGAACCAGCGUCUCCAGAAAACACAAUGACUACGCCUUCGUGGACUGUUACAACAAAUGUUUCCUCCAGAACGACCCUUCACAUUCUUUUUGCUGUUUCUUUGGCUCAGCUGCUGUUUUUAUUUUGUGUGAUUGCUGGUUCACGAUCUCCAUAUUAUUAGAAAGGGGGGGUGAAGACCUCUCGGCAGACCUUAGGCCACGGCGUUCCCUGCGUUCACUGUAUGUUGCUCUUUCGCAAGCAGUAUUUAGAUGCUGUAAGAAACUAUUUUUAGAUAUGCCUUUUUCUCAUCAUGAAUUGCCAAAUUAUGCAAGCAUAUCCACUGCAGUUCCUCAUCAGACUCUAAACUUGUGCCAGAUUUCCUUAAAAAAAAAAAAAAGUAGUCUUUUUAGCAGAAUGAAAUAUAUGAUUUUUUUGAAAUAGUGUAACAUUGUAGAAAAGAGGGUCAGCUCAGGCUGUAAUGAUAUACAAUAAAGAUUUCCAGUGAAAAGGUUAGAUUUCGUAUAUAUUUGCCAGAAGACAGCUUCUUUUCCCGGUCAAGUUAAUGUGAGUUUCCUGGCUGCUGUCAGGGCCGAGCAGCUUGAGGAAGCUGUGAUAUAUGGCCUCCUUCCCGCAGGCCAUACAGGGCUUUAUAAACCCUGUCAAAAAACCUUUUCUUGUGGGAUUUCUACUUGAGAGUGUUUCUUGUUUUUUAAUUAUUAAAAUCAAAUUAAGUUUAGCCUUCACAACAGCAAAUUAAUAAAGACCAGCUGUGACUGGAAUGCAAUGAGUUUAAAAGACGAGAGGUUUGUUUAAAGGCAUCCACUCAGAGCAAGUAGAACUACUGGAGGAAAACAGGUGCAUGGGCCAAGACGUACAUAUCUAUUACACAAGAGAGCCGUCAAAAGAUGGACUUCCUCCCCCCAAAAGUGAGUUGUUUAACAUCUGUGAAUGGCUAAAACUUAAAUGAAGCAGUAGAAAUAAUCCCUGUAGUGUUCUAAUUAGGUUGCAUGUGGUUGAGCUGAAGUUGAUCUUUAACGUAGUUUUCACUUUUGCAUCCUUUUUUUAAACCAUUUCUUCUUUUAAUAUUUGUCAUGCUACCAUGGUGCCCUUUCAAUCUCUGAGCAUGCUCAACGAGGGAGAGUUUAAGAUUACGAUUCUGGUACUGCUCGUAUUAACAAUAUAAUUCUUUAACUAUGGUUUGAAUGCUAAGGAUAGUAGCUCAUUAUAAAUAUGAAAUCUGUAUAUUGUGGAAAAAUCAGCACAGGACCUUUCUUUGGGUGCAUAUAGGUUAGGGUUUGAAGGGGAGGGGAGGGGAGGAGGGUUUCGCUUUAUAAAGAUGCUAACUUUCUGGUUUCUCAGCACAAAGCGUACAAAAACAUAGAAACUGCAGUAUGGAGUCUGUGAGCAGACUUUACUGACACACAGGGCGCAAAAAGAGGAUUCUCAGUACUAUUCUUUAAAUCUGGAGGAGAAAAUGCUGUUUACAGGUAAAAUUGUUCUUCUUGUUUGUUUGUUUUUUGUUUAUAUUAUAUUUUUCUUCUGUUUUUUGUUGUUUUUUUCUUCUUUUUUUUUUUUUAAAGGAGAGCGCCACCUGUUUUUUGUGGCAUUGGCAGAACAGCAUGGAUUACCAGACAGGGAAAGCAGUAUCUUUUUAUAAAAAAAAAGAACUUAAAAAAAUGGAAGAAAAAAAAAGUAUGUGUUCUGUAUUAGCCUGAGAAACCAAACAUUUUUCCCCUGUUGAAAUUUCUUAAAACUUGCUGCUUUGAUUACUUCAUAUUAAUGAUUGAUGAUUUAAUAAUUUUAUAAUUAAU
This is a messenger RNA of Cololabis saira (Pacific saury), 5799 nucleotides long. It is a transcript of the gene celf5a, whose product is annotated as cugbp, Elav-like family member 5a. Lineage: Eukaryota; Metazoa; Chordata; Actinopteri; Beloniformes; Belonidae. Bases 1 to 1590 code for a protein of 529 amino acids. The transcript is spliced from 12 exons. The record is from RefSeq and is a predicted model, not a curated record. Gene Ontology annotation, biological process: mRNA splice site recognition; regulation of alternative mRNA splicing, via spliceosome. Gene Ontology annotation, molecular function: mRNA binding. Gene Ontology annotation, cellular component: nucleus; cytoplasm; ribonucleoprotein complex.